Messenger RNA from Miniopterus natalensis, 1369 nucleotides. It is a transcript of the gene BGN, whose product is annotated as biglycan. The record is from RefSeq and is a predicted model, not a curated record. Gene Ontology annotation, molecular function: protein binding. Lineage: Eukaryota; Metazoa; Chordata; Mammalia; Chiroptera; Miniopteridae.
CUCCACGAACUGCCCAGGAGUGAGCAACUGCUCUGGACAGCCCAACAGACAGACACACGGACUGCAGGACACCCAAGCCUGCCAACUAGCCAGACUGCACCCAGCGCUUCCCCUCCUCAGGCAUGCCCAGCAUGUGGCCCCUCUGGCUCCUCACAUCCCUGUUGGCCCUGAGCCAGGCCCUGCCCUUUGAGCAGAAGGGCUUCUGGGACUUCACCCUGGAUGAUGGACUGCCCAUGCUGAAUGAUGAAGAGGCUUCAGGUGCCGACACAACCUCAGGCGUCCCGGACCUGGAUUCCCUCACGCCCACCUUCAGCGCCAUGUGUCCUUUCGGCUGCCACUGCCACCUGCGGGUUGUUCAGUGCUCAGAUCUGGGUCUGAAGGUUGUACCCAAGGAGAUCUCGCCUGACACCACUCUGCUAGACCUGCAGAACAAUCACAUCACCGAGCUCCGCAAGGAUGACUUCCAAGGCCUCCAGCACCUCUACGCUCUGGUCCUGGUGAACAAUAAGAUCUCUAAGAUACAUGAGAAGGCCUUCAGCCCCCUGCGGAAGCUGCAGAAGCUGUACAUCUCCAAGAACCACCUGGUGGAAAUCCCUCCCAACCUGCCUAGCUCCCUGGUGGAGCUCCGCAUCCAUGACAACCACAUCCGCAAGGUGCCCAAGGGGGUAUUCAGCGGGCUGCGCAACAUGAACUGCAUUGAGAUGGGCGGGAAUCCCCUGGAAAACAGUGGCUUUGAACCUGGAGCCUUCGAUGGCCUGAAGCUCAACUACCUGCGAAUCUCUGAGGCCAAGCUCACUGGCAUCCCCAAAGACCUCCCUGAGACGCUGAACGAACUCCAUCUGGACCACAACAAAAUCCAGGCUAUCGAGCUGGAGGAUCUGCUCCGCUAUUCCAAAUUGUACAGGCUGGGCCUGGGCCACAACCAGAUCCGCAUGAUUGAGAAUGGAAGCCUCAGUUUUCUGCCCACCCUGAGGGAGCUACACUUGGACAAUAACAAGCUGCCCAAGGUGCCCGCUGGCCUUCCAGAUCUCAAGCUACUCCAGGUGGUCUACCUGCACACCAACAACAUCACCAAGGUGGGCGUCAACGACUUCUGCCCCGUGGGCUUCGGGGUCAAGCGAGCCUACUACAACGGCAUCAGCCUCUUCAACAACCCUGUCCCCUACUGGGAGGUGCAACCAGCCACCUUCCGCUGUGUCACCGACCGCCUGGCCAUCCAGUUUGGCAACUACAAAAAGUAGAGACAGCAGCAGCAGCCUUGUGGUGGCCUGGGCCAGGUCCCUGGGGAGUACAGCAAAUGUCCUGAAUUGGGGAAGCAGAGCAAGGGAGCAAAACCAGUGCCCAGCUGCACCCAACCCAGCCCCACCUG